ACCCAUGAAGUCAAAUCACCAAUUAUACAGCUAGAAGGCUCCAUUGUACCGUGGCUAUUCGCCAUUUGACAAGACACAAAACUACCACGAAGUGAGGCGCCACCAAAGGCACCAACCCUACGUGCGCUAGGCGGGGUGACACUUCACCAUGGCCGCGGCGACCACCGGUGCAAGUGACACGUCACCGUCGACGACGGAGCUGCCACUGCCGGCGUGCACAGAGGAGCUGCCGCCGUCGCCGCAGAAUCAGGUCGUGCUGUUCGCGAGUCCCGGCGCGGGCCACCUCAUCCCGCUGGUGGAGCUCGCGCGGCGGCUCGUCGUGGACCACGGCCUCGCGGUCACCGUGGUCACGCUCACCGGCAUGUCCAACCCGGCAACCGACGCCGCCGUGCUGUCCUCGCUGCCGGCCUCCGCCGCGACCGCGGUGCUCCCUGCCGUUUCCCUCGACGACCUCCCGCCGGACAUCGGCUUCGGCACUCUCAUGUUCGAGCUCGUCCGCCGCUCGCUCCACCACCUCCGCGCGCUCAUGGAGGGCCUCAGCGGCAGCCCGGUGACCGCGCUCGUAUGCGACUUCUUCGGAACCGCGGCUCUGCCGGUCGCCGCCGAGCUUGGCGUGCAGGGGUACGUCUUCUUCCCCAACAGCUUCGCGCUGAUCUCCAUCAUGCGCCACAUCGUGGAGCUCCACGGCGACGCCGCCGCCGGCGAGUACCGCGACCUCCCGGACCCGCUCCCGCUCCCCGGCGGCCCGGCUCUGCGCCACGCCGACCUCCCCGACGGGUUCCGGGACCGGACGGACCCGGUCUAUGCCUACCUCGUCGAGGAGGCGCGGAGAUACGGCCGCGCCGAUGGCUUCCUUGUGAACAGCUUCGAGGAGCUGGAGAUCGCCAUGGCGGAGACGUUCAAGCGGGACGCCGAGGACGGCGCGUUCCCGCCGGUGUACCCUGUGGGGCCGUUCGUCCGGUCGAGCACCGGCGAAAAGGCCGAUGAGUCGGCGUUCUUGGAGUGGUUGGAUCACCAGCCGAAGGACUCGGUGGUGUACGUCUCCUUCGGCACUGGGGGCGCGCUGUCCGUGGAGCAGACGGCCGAGCUCGCCGCCGGGCUGGAGGCGAGUGGCCACAGAUUUCUUUGGGUCGUGCGCAUGCCCAGCCUCGACGGCAACCCCUGCGCGUUGGGGACGGUCCCCGGCGACAAGGACGACCCGCUGGCGUGGCUCCCCGAGGGGUUCUUGGAGAGGACGAGCGGCCGGGGCCUCGCCGUCGCGGCGUGGGCGCCGCAGGUGCGCGUGCUCUCCCACCCGGCGACGGCGGCGUUCGUGUCGCACUGCGGGUGGAACUCGACGCUGGAGAGCGUGGCGGCCGGCGUGCCGAUGGUCGCGUGGCCGCUGUACGCGGAGCAGAAGACGAACGCCACCAUCCUGACGGAGGUGAUCGGCGUGGCGCUGCGGCCGGCGGCGGCGCGCGAGGAGAUCGCCGCGGCGGUGAGGGAGCUUGUGGUGGGGGAGAAGGGAAGCGCCGUGCGCCGCCGGGCAAGAGAGCUACGUGAGGCUGCGGCGCGGGCGUGGUCGCCGGAAGGGUCGUCGCGGCGGGCGCUGGGGGAAGUCGCCGGCAAGUGGAAGGUGGCGCUUGUCAGUGGGAAUGGAAGGAUUGCAUGAUUCGUGUUCUUUCUCCAUGAUCAAGGUCAUGUGUCUGGAUGGAUUAAGCCUAUUACUUCCGUGAAUUUAGAUGAGAUAAAACUAAGUUUUCUGUCAAUUCAAGGAGAUUGGCUUGAACCUCUUGCUAUAUAAACACUCUUUUCUAGCUCUGCUUCUAAAAAUUUCUAGCAAUUUUUAUUUUCGGUAAUAGCAUUCAAUGCCUCAAUGGGUGUUCAGCAAUUAUGGUUUACUGGAAUAUAUGAGAAUUUCUUGCUUGCAUCAUUUUAA
Molecule: messenger RNA, 1918 nt
Organism: Setaria italica (foxtail millet)
Lineage: Eukaryota; Viridiplantae; Streptophyta; Magnoliopsida; Poales; Poaceae
Product: hydroquinone glucosyltransferase
Exons: 1
Coding region: 149-1651 (500 amino acids)
Molecular function (GO): UDP-glycosyltransferase activity
Source: RefSeq, a predicted model, not a curated record